AUGGAUUCGAGAAGGGUCUACGAUGCGUUUUUCUGCGUGCCACUGUACGCACAAUAUCACUUCGCCAUGCCUGUUGGAGGAGACGAAGCAUCUUCCAAGCUACAUUGCAGGGAGAUCGGAUGCAAAGACACUGCUCUCUCUACCCUUUCCAAUCUCAAGAGGCGUAUCCAGUCUCAGCACGGUAUUGCAGCUCAGAUGACCUGCAGGAAGACCUUAGCGCAUCAAAAGUCAUGUUGGAAAUGUCGCUCAGUUCUAACCCAGUCAUCGACUUUCAACGAGCAGAGGGGCGUCAAAACAUAG
Colletotrichum lupini is the source of this 300-nucleotide messenger RNA. RefSeq lists its product as uncharacterized. Bases 1 to 300 code for a protein of 99 amino acids. NCBI's taxonomy places the organism in Eukaryota, Fungi, Ascomycota, Sordariomycetes, Glomerellales, Glomerellaceae. The record is from RefSeq and is a predicted model, not a curated record. The transcript is spliced from 3 exons.